Messenger RNA from Chanos chanos (milkfish), 4641 nucleotides. RefSeq names its product centrosomal protein 170Ba (gene cep170ba). The coding region runs from base 43 to 4632 and encodes 1529 amino acids. The record is from RefSeq and is a predicted model, not a curated record. NCBI's taxonomy places the organism in Eukaryota, Metazoa, Chordata, Actinopteri, Gonorynchiformes, Chanidae. Gene Ontology annotation, molecular function: protein binding. The transcript has 18 exons.
GUUGUGGAGGAUGAUGAGCAGGCUUUGAACAAGACUAGCAAGAUGAGUUUGACAUCAUGGUUCCUGGUCAGCAGCUCGGGCACACGACACCGUUUGCCACGAGAGAUGAUCUUUGUUGGUCGAGAGGAGUGUGAGUUAAUGUUGCAGUCUCGCAGUGUGGAUAAGCAGCAUGCGGUAAUCAACUAUGACCCUGCUACAGAUGAACAUCUUGUCAAGGACCUGGGCAGUCUUAAUGGGACAUUUGUGAAUGACCUCAGAAUUCCUGACCAGACCUACAUCACCCUCAAGAUGUCUGAUGUUAUUCGCUUUGGAUAUGAUGCUCAUGUUUAUAUUCUGGAGAAGAGUCAACACAAGGUUCCAGAGGAAGCCCUAAAGCAUGAAAAGUACACCAGCCAAUUUCAGAUUGGCCUAAGAGCUCAUGAGACCAGGAAACGUGAGCAGGCUGAGCUGAAGACCCGGAACACUGAAUCCUCUGGCUCUAAACCUGAUAAGGCUGAGCUUAAAACACUCACAGACACUCCAGUCCACAAACCCACUCCGCUGUAUGGACAGCCCUCAUGGUGGGGUGAGGAUGAUGAGCCUGGGGGUCAGGACAGUGAUGGGAGAAGGCCUAAUGACGACCACACAGAGAACACUAAGGAAAACUCUAGACAUACACCUGAAGUCAAACAGUCCCCACCUGAAAGUAAAGAGGACCAGGACAAGUCUAUCUACUCAUACCGCAGGGAACCCAGUUACUUUGAGAUCCCCACCAAAGACUUUUCACAGUUGAAAACAGUCAGGACAGAAGACCAGGAGAUUCCAACAAAAGACACUAAUGCUACAGCCACUCCAACACCACCUGUGGUGCAGAGCCAUGCCUCUUUCACCAUAGAAUUUGAUGACUGCACCCCAGGAAAGAUGAAGAUCAAAGAUCAUGUCACAAAGUUUUCCUUCCGCCAGCGCAAGAAUCCUUCCAAGGAAGCUACAGCCACACCAACUGAAGUCAUGUCUGUAGAGAAUAAAGUCACUGAUUGGCUAGCACAGAAUAACGUAAGCAUGAGGAGCUCUAGGUCUGAUAACCUGUGUAGCACUAAGGGCGACAUGUCCACAGAUGAUAAACAUCAUCAUGAUGGCCAAAGUGACAGUGAUUCUGAAGGUCCUGUCAACGAUGACAAGGGCAGCCUAAUAUCACAGCCUCCGACAGGGUCUGAGACAUUGUCUCAGCAGGGUUUACUCUCGGAGUUUGUGAUGUCACAACCUUUUAUUUCUCCUGAAAAUGAGGAACCUACAGGAGCUAAACCUGACCACCAACAGGCUUUCAUCAUAGAGUUCUUUGACAACAAUCCUCGCAAAAAGCAGGCACAGUCCCUAAAUAUGUCCCCUCCAGAUUCUCUCAAGAGCAAGCCAGACAAGAGGAAGGUUACCUCUCAGGUUGAAUCAGCUGGAUCUAACACACACACACAACGAUUGACCAUUCCCCUGAAUGACUCAGGUAAUUUCCAAAGAGGUGGUUCUCUGAGAAGAGAGAAGACCGACAUUCGGAUGAGUGCCUCUAAUUUUUCUAGCCGAUCUGCCUCUUCCAAGCCCUUUGGGAGCCUGGGCCGUAACUCCAGACUGGCUCGAGAUUUUACUGCUCUACUAAAGGCAUCAAAGUCAAAUUCUUCUGACACAUCGCCUGCCCACUCCCAUUCCCCAGACAUUAAUCUGACUUGCACCCCGUACCCCACCCAUCAAGCAGUGCCCUCGAAACCCAGUCACAUGUCCCAUGCUCAGCAGGACACAGAAGCCAAGAGCCCCAAGGGUCCAAAACAUGAGGAGGAGGACAGCCUGAGUGAUGCAGGCACUUACACCAUUGAGGCAGACGGACCAGAUAAAGACUUAGAGGAGGCUCGUAGCAGGAUUGAUCAGGUGUUUGGUGUUGGUGAGUGCUCUGAGCACAGCAGCCAACCAUCAGGAGCAGCAGCUGCAUAUAAGCCUGUAGUCCUAGAGCAGAGGCAAGGGCAAGAUAGCCUUGCAGAUAGAGAGUUUAGGCCUUCAGUGCUGAGCCAUAACCCAGCAAAUCUUAGAGACCUAUCCAUGGGUCCAGCGCAGAUGAGAUCAGUUGACUUAGUGAAUUCUGGAGGCCCCAAAUGGGUUUCUCGUUGGGCAAGCUUGGCAGACAGCUACUCUAACUCAGGCCAUGUGUCGGGACUCUGUAACAUCCCAGCACAAAAGGAGCGUGUAGAUGGAGGAGGACAAAUUAUCCACCAGGCAAUGCUUAACCAGAACUCUGACACCACAGAGUCUGAAAUUGGUCAAAGUCACAGAGCGCGACGGGUUCUCCCACAGGUCCCAUCGAAAGAAAAGACAGAGACUACACUCCCAAGCAUUCUCACACAGCAAUCUUACCUGACCUAUGAAGCUGUGGAGAGGAGGGAAGUCCUGCGAACACAGGACGAUAUCAACAAACUGCGUGUACAAGAAGAUCUGGACCCUGACAGUCUGAGUGACACUAGCAAGUCUGAUGAUGGUUCCAUGGAGCAAUGCAGGAAGUACUCUGCCAAACAGGAAACAGUGGUCAAACUUGGCAAGACCGGGAGAGACAAAGGUUCUCCUCAGAAGUUCUCAACAGCUACCUUAACAAGACCUGGCAAGCCUAAUUCCUCUGCUCCAAAUUUGGAGUUCCAAGAUAAGGAGUCUAAGGAGGUCUCUGUGUCCCUUGUCAGACAAGAGAGUUUCACAAAAGACAGACCCAGUGAUGAUGUCUAUGUCACCAGACUGCCUCAAAUCACUAGUCAUUUGUCUACGAGGGAGGGAGACCCUACACAUUCCCUUCAGGGCAUGUACAGUCAGGACACACAGUCGUACCUCAAAGACACAGAGGCUGCUCUUGCAGCACUGGAAUCUAAACUGCAAGGAAGACGUCAGGGCCAGCAGCUUGCUGGCAGUUCCUACCUUCUAGAGGACUCUCUCUCUGGGGACUCAGAUGUGGAUACCUCAAGCACAGUCAGCCAACAGAGCAACAGGAAUGCCCCCAGCACGACUGUCAAGAAGCCUGUUGUCCUCAGCAACAACAGCAGGCAGAAAUCCCCUACCAGUCAGCACAACCAGGAGCCAAACCAAUCACAGCAGUCAAGUCAAGAGCUCUUUUCAGACCAUCGCAGCUUCAGUGCUGCAGCGAAGGACAGUAAGGUGGAGCCAAGCAGGAGCUACCAGUUGCAAAACAGCACAGGGAAACACAGAGUUCUCGACUUAAGCAACGACCACCAGGACUCCAACAAACGUUAUUUGCCAGACACCGUCUCUUCAGACCAGGAGUUCAGCUCAAAGCCCUCUGCCAGUAGAAAAAUCUCUGUACCCCUGAAAAAGGAUGACUCCAGUAAAUCCUUAAGAAGCAUGGUAGCUAAGGCACUAGGUCGUUCCAACAGCCUCUCUGCUCCAAGGCCCACACGAACCUCAAUGCUCCGACGUGCUCGUCUGGGCGAGGCAUCAGACAACGAGAGUGCAGAGACAGACCGCACAUCCCAGAACUCUGAUCCUAAUAUCCCUGCCACCAAGGGGGCACAAGAGAGCAAGAAACUCUCCCGUCUAGACUUAUUGGCUCUACCAAGGAGGAGGACGGGUUCUUUCACCACAACCAGUGACACAGAGUCGUCUACUCGACGGACAGGUUUCUCCAACCGUAGCUCUGAAUCCAGUAGCUCUGUGCGGAAAGCCUCUGUGCCUCCUGAGGCCAAGACAGGCACUCGUAGGGGCACAGGACCAACAGGAAAACAGCCCAUCAUCCGUGGACGCUCCAGCAGUGCAAAAUAUGCCAGCAGCUCUCGGAGGCGUCAGAAGGGCUUAGACUACACAUCCACCUCAGAGGAGGAGUAUGAAUCCAACCACAACAUUUCCAAACACAAACGCUCCCAUAAUUCAGCAGCCUUGCAGGUGCUCCGAGCCCAGGCGCCCAGCCUAACCCAACCCAAACCCAGAGCUGUUCAUUCAGAGGAGGAAUGCCACAGCGGUGAUGCUUUUCAAAACUGGACCUCCCACAGCGCAGAGAUUGCCAGGUUGAGUCAGGACCUGGCCAAAGACCUAGCUAUUCUUGCUCGAGAGAUCCAUGAUGUUGCAGGAGACGCUGAGCCCCAAACCUCCACCACCAAGGACUCAAAGACUUCUGCCCGCUCCAUAUCUGCUCAUGAAGAGUUGCAGCAUAAUGUUCCUGUGGCCAGUCCAAUGUACCAGAAAGUUAGAAAGUUAGUAAGUUCAUCAGGGGAGCCUGCCUGCACGAUAAAUGAUGAAAAAUCAAGCUUAAAACAGCAGAGCCGGAACAAAGAGGAGGUCAUUUUUGACAAUGUGGUGUUGAAUCCAGUUUUUCAGCUUUCUCAGGCCAUCCGAGAGAACACAGAACAGCUGAUGGAGAAAAUCAAGGUGCUGUUCCAUAAUAAAACAGAAGUUUGGAAGGAGAUUGAGGCUAAACUCAAUACCUCUGAGUAUGAUCCUGCACUGAACACCUCAAACAAGAAAAUUACGUCUAUUUUGGGAGACCUUAGGACAAUUCAGAAGCAGCUUGAAGUCAUCAACAUUAUCAUUGACCCCAGUGGAAACCAAGACCUGGGCAAGAAUUUUGCUGCUGGAAGCCCCUCUCCACUAGGCAUGACGACCUCCAGAACUUCUAGGGACUAGAAAGCUGCU